UCUUGGGACAAGAUGGCUGCGCCCGCGUUGGGGUCGCUGCGUGGGCGCCGUGCUGCGCUCGUGCUGCUAGUCUUGCUGCCGCUGCUCGUGCUGCGGGGCCGGGGGGCGGUGGGCGAAGAAGCCGGCACAGGCUCAUGCGGCUGCGGCGCCCCCCAGCGGCCCAGGCCCCCCAGCAGCUCGGCGGUCGCGCACCGGUACUCGCGGGAGGCGAACGCCCCGAGCCCGAAUUCCAGCCCGGGCCCCGGACAACGGCCGCAAGCGCCCGCCAAGAUGGUCCUCGUUCCCGCUGGCGUGUUCACGAUGGGCACAGACGACCCUCAGAUCAAGCAGGACGGUGAAGGGCCCGCGCGGAGAGUCACCCUCGACGCCUUUUACAUGGACGCCUAUGAAGUCAGUAACACGGACUUUGAGAAGUUUGUGAACGCCACCGGCUACCUGACCGAGGCCGAGAAGUUCGGCGACUCCUUCGUCUUCGAGGGCAUGCUGAGCGAGCGGGUGAAGACCGGCGUCCAGCAGGCAGUGGCAGCCGCUCCCUGGUGGUUACCCGUGAAAGGCGCCAACUGGAGACACCCCGAAGGGCCCGACUCCGCUGUCGCGCACAGGCCAGACCACCCGGUGCUGCACGUCUCCUGGAACGACGCCGUGGCCUACUGCGCGUGGGCUGGGAAGCGCCUGCCCACGGAGGCCGAGUGGGAGUACAGCUGCCGGGGGGGCCUGCGCAACAGGCUGUUCCCCUGGGGCAACAAGCUGCAGCCCAAAGGCCAGCAUUAUGCCAACAUCUGGCAGGGCGAGUUUCCUGUGACUGACACCGGCGAGGACGGCUUCCGCGGCACUGCACCCGUCGCCUCCUUCCCCCCGAAUGGCUUCGGCUUGUACGACAUGGUGGGCAACGUGUGGGAGUGGACUUCGGACUGGUGGGCGGUUCACCAUUCCGCCGCCGACGCCCGCAACCCGAAAGGGCCCCCCUCUGGGAAGGACCGGGUGAAGAAAGGCGGCUCCUACAUGUGCCACAAGGACCAUCACACACUCCUGGCCGCCGAGCGGGCUUUCCCUGGUUCUGUCUCGUCACCAUUGCAACCUUGAGGCCUAGAACAGGGCCUCACAUGCGGUGGGCACGCCGCACCUGACGCACUGAGUGGCGGGGCCCCCACCUGCACACGGGGGACCCUGAGAAGAGCACCAGGACCCCUGGCUCCGCCAAGCUGCCCUGCACGUCCGGCCCCACCUGCCACUGAGCACGGCACUGUCCCUGCUCUUGAAGAAUCUCUCCAUCCCCUCCCCAUCCUCGUUCUUGUCAAGGCCGCAAGGGGUUGGGAAGAUGUUCUUUUUCACAAAAAAUGGACCCGAAAGCCCUGCUCCAGGCUUUCCAUUUGCCCCGACAAGUGUAUGGACCUGAGUUCAUCUUCAGUGUCCCGUGUCUGGAAGGAGCCCCUCUGAGAAGGGGGGCUUUCUGGGUUUCAGAGGGAACCACGCUCUUCGGGGGCUCUGAUGUCUGGCUCUCGGAAAAGUCAGCGCCUGCAGCUCUUCCGCAUGGGGGGCUCGGACCGCCCGUCCCUGGCAGAGGGGGGCCAGACGGGCUCUGCUCCAUCUACCAGGGAGCCCGUCUCAGCCCGGGCGCAAAGGUGACGAGGCCACAAGAUCUGCUCUGUGCUGGGGGACCAGAGUUGAGGACACGACAGGGCCCAGCUGCCUUACGCCAAUUACCGUGCUUUGCAGACUUGGCAUUUGGAGGGGCGGGCGGUUUGUAGGGAGGCCCUGUUCGCCCUGGAUGAGCUCUGGUGGGGUGCGCAGGGUGCUGGCCACAGCCUGAGUUCAGGGGCCGCAUUCCUGACCUGCAGGGCCCUGAACGGAGGGGGCGCGGCUAGAGACCCGGGGUGGCCUCAGGUUCCGGGUGGGGCUGGUGCCUGCUGUGCUGGCAGUGACAGAACACCUUUCAGGGAUUGCUUUUGCAUCAGAUCCCAAGGCGAGGAGAUUAGGUGGCUCUCUGUUGUUUAAGCUGGUUUUAUCUUUCCUGAUGUCUAGAAAAUGAAGCAUGGCAGUUCCCGUUACCGAAUUUAAUUUUCCUUUGAGUCGAUUAUCAGCGUGGUGCUGCUUCUCCGCUCUCCUGCCUGGUUCAGGGCGGCUGGGCCGUGGGCCGUGUUUCCUCAGUGGCCCUGGGCGUAGCUGUCGGGGCUGAGGGCUUCCGAGCCCCUGCUGAACGCCCGACCUGCGGGCUGUCGUGCAACGGGCGGCAGAACACAUUUUGUGCCCCUUUUCUCGACCUUUCCCCAGCCUCGAUCUCGUUUCCGGGCACCCUGGCGGGCCAGCACCUGGUGAAUAGAAGAAAGAUGUAGGAGGGAAGCCCUGUGCCGGUGUGGGGUUCGAGAAGGGAGGAGAGACUCCGGCUGGAGGAAAAGGGUGCAGUCGGGACACUUCUGCUGCCUGAAUUCCGUGUCAUGUAAAUAACUGCUGACCCAACACCAAGGGUCAGUCAUUUUCACCCUGCAUGUCCCAGUGUCCCCUGGGGUAGACAGGGCUGGAAUCACCUCAGGUUUGCGUUGAAGGGGACCGAAGUGCAGGGGCUUUAGGAAAUUAGUCCUCUUAAGAAGAACUACGCAGAAAAGCAAGAAGAAAUUUAAUAUAAACUGUUUUUCACGUCUAUUUUGGGGAGGAUUAACAUUUAAUGGGUAGUAAUGUAAUAUUAAAACAAAAGUUU
Artibeus jamaicensis (Jamaican fruit-eating bat) is the source of this 2695-nucleotide messenger RNA. It is a transcript of the gene SUMF1, whose product is annotated as sulfatase modifying factor 1. NCBI's taxonomy places the organism in Eukaryota, Metazoa, Chordata, Mammalia, Chiroptera, Phyllostomidae. Gene Ontology annotation, cellular component: endoplasmic reticulum. The record is from RefSeq and is a predicted model, not a curated record. The transcript is spliced from 9 exons. The coding region runs from base 13 to 1083 and encodes 356 amino acids.